CCACCACGCCGCCCCCUCCUACUACUAUACUAGGGUUUCACCGGAGAGGAAAGGGGAUCGGAGGUCAGUGAUGCGCCGCCGCCUGCCGUGUGCCGAGCUCCCCCCGCGCGCCGUCGCCGUCGCCGUCGGAGGCCUCGAAUGAGGAUCGAGCGGUGCUUGAGCAGAGGCGCCCAAAUAAGCAGCUCCCCCUUUGGGAGCAGCAGUCCCCAAUCGAAGCAGCAGCAGCUCCAUUUCGAGCUGCUUAUUUCCGAGCUGCAACCAGCAAUCGAAGCAAUCAAGCGGCUCCUCUCCGAGCCGCAGUCCGCAAUCGAAGCGCCUCCCUUUUUAAAUCGCAAUCCGCAAACAAAGCAGUCCUUCCCGGAAUACAAUCAGAAACAGGUCCUGUUUCAAAUUCAGUCUCCGAGUUUCAAUUGCUGGCGGGAACCCAGCCGCUAUAUAUCUGGCCUGGCGGCAACCGCGGUGCUAAUUCACGGCAACUCGUGAGCCUUCAGCCUUCAAAUUCAAAUUCACGGUAACCAAUUCUUCUCGGGCCUCGGCAGAUCUACGCGGGAGCCAUGACGAUGCAGAAAGGCAAGAGAGCUGAUAGGCUCAGCGCAUUGCCUGAUGACAUUCUGGUCAACAUUCUUGACCGACUCAAUCUCCGCGAGGCUGCAAGAACCAGCGUCCUCUCUAGACGGUGGACUCAAAUCUGUGCCAAGCUGUCUCGACUUAUAAUAAGUGCUCAGCACUUCCUUCCCGAGGGCGUGUUAUGCACCGACAUCUCUGAUAAUGAAUUGGUUCGCAUCAAUGCCGCUGUGGUCCAAGCGAUGGAGAGCAUAUUGACGCGUAGAAAUCCUGGAGAACACACCAUCCGCCUUCUGUCCACGACGUUCUACUUGGGAGAUGAUGUCCCCAUAUCCAUUGGGCGUGCUGUUGGUUGUGCCAUGGCAGCACACCUGGUCGAGAACGCGAAAUUCAGUGUUAUGAGGUAUGACAUGGACGAGGAUGAUCUGGUCACCGCUGGGAGAAAAUUCAUGUUGUUCUUUGAUGCCUGCCCAAGUGCAUUUGGUGGUCUCACUACCCUCGACCUAGAGAAUUUGAGAUUUGGUGAAUCGGACAUAUCCAACGUCCUCAUCACUUGCAAGCGGUUGAAGCAUUUGCGUUUGUACCAUUGUGACUCUGGUGAUUGCAGCACGCUGCCACUUGAACAUGCUCAUCUCAGUGAGCUUAGUAUUGCCCACUGUAGGCUCGCACAAGUUCAGCUGAACUGGCUCCCUCAACUCACAAAGAUGGUCUUUGAAGGUUGGCUGCAGUUCCAAGAUCCACUGUUUAUUGGUCAUGUCCCAUUGCUGGAGGCUGUAAGCCUCACAAAUCUCGCCCUUAGUUACAGCAGGAUGGUUGAGUUAAGUGAGUUUCUUAGUGGUACCUCUAUACGAGAUCUGAAGUUGGAAUUUAAUUCCGAAAAGAUUUGGGUGCAGCCAGAAUGUCCGACGCAAUCCCUGGCAUCUGUUUUCUGCCAACUAAGGUUUGUGAAUCUAGCUAGUCUUCCUGAAGGGUAUGAUCUUACCUGGACAAUGUUUAUUCUUGAAGCUGCGCCCUUACUGAAGGAGCUAUACAUGACGGUAUGGGAUCAUGCGUGUUUAACAGAAACGGAUGAGGAGAAGAGGAAAGAACUACCAUAUAGUGAGAACAAGGGUGUAGAGUGGGACUCUGCCGCAGCAGGUUUCCAACACCACAGCUUGGCCACACUCGUCAUCAUUGGCUUUGAAUCUGAAGACUGCUUUGUGAGUUAUGUCAGACAUGUUAUGGUGACGGCGGUGAAUCUAGCAGAUGUGUUCCUGUAUAGUAGGUUGGAGUGCGGCAACUGCGAGGAGAAGCCUAACAGGUACCCCUGGACUAAAAGGCAGAGGGUCUCUCUGAAGAGGAGGCUUGCAGCUGGGAUUGAGUCGUUUGCCAUAUUUCACUUUGGUGCCAAGAGGCCUGGCCAUGUAGCAAAAAUGGAGUACCCAUAGUGCUCGCUGCUUGAGGCAAAAAGGUCUUUUACGUGAGGCAAAAGAGGUGGUUGAUUUCAGAGUGCUCACUGCUGUGUUAGAAGUGUUGUUACUUUGGUCGAGAGUUGUUUCAGUCUUUCUAUAUAUAUCGACCGCAAACUGUAUUAUGUCUUUUUAAGGUUUAGUGUAUUAUUAUGCUGUA
Molecule: messenger RNA, 2172 nt
Organism: Aegilops tauschii subsp. strangulata
Lineage: Eukaryota; Viridiplantae; Streptophyta; Magnoliopsida; Poales; Poaceae
Product: F-box/LRR-repeat protein At3g26922
Molecular function (GO): protein binding
Source: RefSeq, a predicted model, not a curated record